CCCAUUCCCGCGACCCUGCAUUAGUAUCCGAAACCAACAGGAGUUUCUUUACAGCAAAGCUCUUCCCUGUCUACCCCGACAUGGCCGAUUGGUGGUGAACACAAAGUUGUUGCUCCUAUGGACGCCUUUGCGCUGCUUACCGGCGGCGCGCAUUUCGACCGCCGGCGCUACAGGAAGGAUAUAGAUGCGUUCAACCCCAAAGCGGUGAGCUCGGCGGCGAUACAGGAGGAGGCAAUGGCGUCGGCGCGGCGCCAGGGCGCGGCGGGCAGUGAAGUGGGAAGCAAGCGGAGGCAAGCCAAAGCCAACGCGAAGAAGCGGCGGCGGCUGAACGCAGCGGCCGCCAAGGCGGCGGCAGGGGUGUCGGAGGAGGAAGAUGAGCCCGACAUUGCGCUGUUCGCCCGGGAGGGCGACAGUGACGACGAGGAGGUGGAAGAGGGCGACGAGGAGGCGGAGGAGGAGGAGGACGAGGAGGCGGAGGACGAGGAGGACGAGGACGAGGACGAAAAGGAUGCCGAGCUGGAGGGCGAGCUGGAGGAGGGCGAGGAGGAAGACGAGGGGUUGGAAGGGGAGGAUUCGGAUGAAAUGGGGGAGGAUGAGGAGGACGAGGGCGAGGAGGUUGGGGAGGAUGAGGAGGACGGCGAGGCGGCGGCCGCGGGGCGAAAGGCCCGCGGUGUCGCAACGGCUGCUGACGUCAGCAACGGGGCAGUCGCAGGCGCAGCCGGCGAGCGGGACGGCGGCUCGGAGCUGGGCCCGCUGGUGGAUGACGUGAUUCCGGUGGUGCACACCAACGACCCCCAUGAGGAGGCCAACCUCAUCCGCAAGGCCCUCCGCAUCAAGGCCACUGGCACGGACGUGCCUGCGCCGCUCAAGAGCUUUGCGGAGCUGGCCUCACGCUACAAGGUGGGGCGGCGGCUGCUGGCGGCGCUGCGUGCGGCGGGCUUCACCGCGCCCACGCCCAUCCAGCGCCAGGCCAUCCCGGCGCUGCUGGAGGGGCGGGAGCUGCUGGCGGUGGCGCCCACAGGCAGCGGCAAGACGCUGGCGUUCCUGGUGCCGCUGCUGGCUCGGCUCAAGUCGCUGCGGGCGGCGGCGCAGGCCAGCGGUCAGGCGGAGCAGUGGCCCAAUGCUGUGAAGGCGCUGGUGGUCAGCCCCACACACGAGCUGGCGGCGCAGCAGGCGCGUGUGCUCAAGCUGCUCCUGCCCGGCAGCGGCCUGCGCGCCUGCCUGCUGUGCAAGGCCACAGCCGCCGGCACAGACUUCUCCAAGGUGGAUCUGCUGCUGGCCAACCCGCUGCGGCUGGUGACGCUGGUGGAGGCGGGCAAGGUGGACCUCAGCCAGUGCAGGUAUGUGGUGCUGGAUGAGGCGGAUAAGCUGUUCGAGCUGGGCUUCAUGGAGCAGGUCGACGCGCUGCUGGCGGCGGCACAACACCCCGACGUGUCGCGGGCGCUGUUCUCCGCCACACUGCCGGAGCGCGUGGAGGACCUGGCUCGCAGCGUGCAGCAGCAGCCGCUGCGGAUCACGGUGGGCAUGAAGAACGCGGCCACCAGCUCCGUCAACCAGAAGCUGCACUUCGUGGGCCGCGAGGCCGGCAAGCUGCUGGCGCUGCGGCAGGCGCUGGCGGACGGAGGCCUCAAGCCGCCCGUGCUGGUGUUCGUGGGCAGCAAGGAGCGGGCCAAGGCGCUGCACAGGGAGUUGCUGUACGACGGCGUGCACGUGGACUCCAUCACGGCGGGGCAGCCGCAGGCCGCGCGCAACGCCGCUAUAGACAACUUCCGUGCUGGCAAGACGUGGGUGCUCAUCGCCACGGACCUCAUCGGACGUGGCAUGGACUUUGUUGGCAUCAACACAGUCAUCAACUACGACUUCCCGCGCACCACAGCCGACUACGUGCACCGCAUUGGCCGCACCGGCCGCGCCGGGCACACCGGCGAGGCCAUCACCUUCUUCACAGAGGAGGACGCCCCCGCGCUGCGACCCAUUGCCAACCAGAUCCGGGCGGCAGGCGGCGAGGUGCCCGACUGGAUGCUGGCCCUGAGGCGGGACAAGCGCGCCGCCAAGCGCAAGCACCUGAGCGACCGCAUCGGCGCCGCCGCGGACUUCGAGGCCGGGGAGGGCUUUGGCGGCCGGGGCGGGCGCGGCGGCAGAGGAGGCCGGGGCGGGCGCGGCGGGCGCGGCGGGCGCGGCGGGCGCGGCGGGCGCGGCGGGCGCGGCGGAGGCGGAGGUCGGGGCGGGUGGGAUGGCGAGGAGCGAGGGAGGGGGCGAGGGAGGGGGCGUGGAGGCCCAGGCGGAGCCGCGGGCCGGGGGAGGGGAGAGAGCCCGGGCGGGCGGGGGCGGGGUGUUGGAGGUGCUGGAGGCAGCCGGGGCGGGCCGGGGCGAGGGCGAGGUCGAGGCCGGGGGCGCGGAGCUGGUGGGGGCCGGGGUGGUGCCGAGUAGGCACGCCCCGUGUGCCAGGUUUCCGGGCGCCGCCUCCGAGCACAGCCAUGGGGUUUUGGAAGUUGCUCAUGCUAAGAAGUGGUUUUGUUGACGUGCCAGCCGAGGUUGCGGUGAGGCCGUGCGAAGAGCCUGUUACUGGUCGAUGCAUGUGCGGUUGGCACGACAUAGCUAACAGACGCAAGUGAGAAGAGGCUAUCGCGGCUUGAUCUUGUGAAGACGCAUAUGCUGGCUUUCUUUCAUUGCGCCGCGACAAAAGGUUCAUUUGAGACGCAAAUUCUUCAGGCACGAAGACGAAGGGGUGCCAUCGACGAUCAGCUUCAUGCGCAACUCGCCAGUGACGACUGGCACAUUCGCGCCGUAACUCUGAGGCACGCAUGUAUGAUACCCAGACAUGAUACCAUUAAUAGCGAGUGUCCGUUGCGCGGGAAUUUGUUCUCGACCGCCGCCCGCCCCAAGUUGCUGGCUCAAGUGUGACGUGCUUCUUCCUCAAGACCGGCC
Chlamydomonas reinhardtii is the source of this 2928-nucleotide messenger RNA. RefSeq lists its product as uncharacterized. The transcript has 15 exons. The record is from RefSeq and is a predicted model, not a curated record. NCBI's taxonomy places the organism in Eukaryota, Viridiplantae, Chlorophyta, Chlorophyceae, Chlamydomonadales, Chlamydomonadaceae. Gene Ontology annotation, biological process: maturation of SSU-rRNA. Gene Ontology annotation, molecular function: RNA helicase activity; nucleic acid binding; ATP binding. The coding region runs from base 118 to 2430 and encodes 770 amino acids.